AUGAUGAACGCUGCAGGUUUGUCAUCACCAAGCCAACCGGGUCAGGUUGCAUCUCGCUCACACUAUCCCACAGACGUCGACUUGGACGAGUUCACCGCCUUCGAAGGCGGUGCUUACACGGCCUUUUCGUCCCCGGCGGUCCCCUCCGCCGUUGACUUUGGUGGCAGCAUGUCGAGCUCCACCUCCAACUUGGGCACCGUGUCACCCCAGGACCUCCUCGUGCAGGAGCCGUUCAUGUCGGCCCCCAACUCGAGCGCCCUGACGGCACUGACGUCGCCGUCCAUCUACAACGAGUCUCCGGACUUUGAUGGCUUCGACGUCUCACCCAACUUUGGAAGCACCGACCUCGAUGGUUCGGGCGACCCCUGGUAUCCGCUCUUCCCUCAGGAGUCCGUCAGCGGCCCUGAGCAGACGCGGAGCCUGGACAACUCGCCCGCCCAGCAGUCGGACGACAUCGACUCCGUCGGGCAGGGCUCUGCCGGCAGCGGCAGGAAGAAGGGCUCAGGCUCCCCCACGGGCCGCCACUCUUCGGUCGCUGGCGUCAACUCGCGCAAGCGAGACAAGCCCCUGCCGCCCAUCAUUGUCGAGGACCCCCACGACACCGUGGCCAUGAAGCGAGCGCGCAACACCCUCGCCGCCCGAAAGUCGCGUGAGCGCAAGGCUCAGCGAUUUGAGGACCUCGAGGCGCGCAUCGCGAAGCUCGAGGCCGAGCGUGACCACUGGAAGAAGAUUGCUCUCUCGCAAUCUGGCGCGCAGUAA
Purpureocillium lilacinum is the source of this 759-nucleotide messenger RNA. RefSeq lists its product as uncharacterized. The record is from RefSeq and is a predicted model, not a curated record. Gene Ontology annotation, biological process: regulation of DNA-templated transcription. NCBI's taxonomy places the organism in Eukaryota, Fungi, Ascomycota, Sordariomycetes, Hypocreales, Ophiocordycipitaceae. Gene Ontology annotation, molecular function: DNA-binding transcription factor activity.